Messenger RNA from Paramisgurnus dabryanus, 1197 nucleotides. Its product is annotated as Ig lambda chain C region. The record is from RefSeq and is a predicted model, not a curated record. NCBI's taxonomy places the organism in Eukaryota, Metazoa, Chordata, Actinopteri, Cypriniformes, Cobitidae.
UAUAACCUGGCCAUCAAACUCCAAACAUGUUGAAAACCUGGUGUUAUUUCAAUGCCAUACAUGAACAUAUAAUAAUAAUAAUAAUAAUAAUAGAUAUGUUGCCUGAAUUCAUUUAGGAUCUAAAUAAGAUGUAAUGGUUGGUUGCUUUUAAAUGCAUCUACUAAAGGACCAUCUGCACGUGGCACAGGAGCACAUGGGACGUUCCUGACUUAACCGCCAACUUCUGUCAACUUUAUAAGAGUCAACCCCGCCUCAAAUGAAGCUUCACCAAAGGAGCAUUUAUAUUGCACUGGCAUCUGAAGGGGCAUUAUUAAACAAAUGAAAGAUAAUAGAAAUGAAUGAGCAUAACAGAAUGAUAUUUUGCAUGCUGAUGACCUCUCUACUUCUGAUGGGCUUUGCGUUUGGUGAGAAGGGACAGAUGAAUCAGAUGUUCAGCAGAGGACUCCGACUUAUUGUGGAAGUUCCAUAUGUUGGUGAUCAUCUGGUGACUCCAAAGGUACAUGUUCUGCUGCCCGACCGAGUUCAGAGCAAACGUCCCGGGUCAGUUACACUUGCGUGUGUCAUCACUGGUUUACAGUUUAAAACAGUUAAGAUCACAUGGAAGGUGAAUGGAGCAAAUAGAUCCAGAAAGCACACCAGCAUAGCAGAAGUUCGCCAAGAGCCUGGUGGGACGUUCUCUGCUGUGGGACUGUACUCAGUUGUUGAUCAUAAAUGGAGUCAGGAGAAUACAUACAAGUGUGAGGUAACAUACAGAGCAGGAUUUCACUACCAUAAGAUUGAGUCUUCUAUCUGUAAUCCUCGUGAGGGAUUUGGACGGUAGAUUUUUGUUAUUUUGUACUACAAGUCAAUGAAGUCCAAAUGUAGACACAAAUACAAAAAAAUUCUGCACACUAUCUUCUUGCAAAAAAUGUAUCAAAAUGUUUUUAUUAUCCAAAAUAAACACAUUUUGAUACUUUUUUGCAAGAAGAUAAUGUGUGGGAUUUUCUGUGUUUGUGUUAUUUUUUUACUAACCACUAAGUUGGAUGCAGAAGCAUCUGAAUAUGUGUUGUUGUGAGAUAUUACAGAUUGGCUGUAUGUUUAAAAACCACAAAGAAAUGCAAUAAACAAAUUUGAGGAACUGAUACGUGUUUGAUAACCUGCUAGUGGGAUAAAAUUUUAUGUUUUUUAUCUUAUAACGUUUUGUACAUACUACAAAGU